AUGAAUGGUCUGAACCAGUAUCUGUGGGUUAGAGACCUCAUGAAUGGUCUGAACCAGUAUCUGUGGGUUAGAUACCUCAUGAAUGGUCUGAACCAGUAUCUGUGGGUUAGAGACCUCAUGAAUGGUCUGAACCAGUAUCUGUGGGUUAGAGACCUCAUGAAUGGUCUGAACCAGUAUCUGUGGGUUAGAUACCUCAUGAAUGGUCUGAACCAGUAUCUGUGGGUUAGAGACCUCAUGAAUGGUCUGAACCAGUAUCUGUGGGUUAGAGACCUCAUGAAUGGUCUGAACCAGUAUCUGUGGGUUACAGAACUCAUGGUCUGAACCAGUAUCUGUAUGUUAGAGGCCUCAUGGUCUGAACCAGUGUCUGUGGGUUAGAGACGUCAUGAAUGGUCUGAACCAGUAUUUGUUUGUUAGAGACCUCAUGAAUGGUCUGAACCAGUAUCUGUGGGUUAGAGACCUCAUGAAUGGUCUGAACCAGUAUCUGUGGGUUAGAGACCUCAUGAAUGGUCUGAACCAGUGUCUGUGGGUUAGAGACCUCAUGAAUGGUCUGAACCAGUAUCUGUGU
Molecule: messenger RNA, 565 nt
Organism: Coregonus sp. 'balchen'
Lineage: Eukaryota; Metazoa; Chordata; Actinopteri; Salmoniformes; Salmonidae
Source: the annotation of a GenBank genome assembly